AUGGCUGCACCUACCAUUGCGGUGGAGGCCACGCUGAGCACCUAUUUAAAUGGACGAUAUCCUCCUUCACUUGGUAUCUCUGAAAUCAUUCAGUUUGCCUGCUUAUUUGAGCACUUUGCGCCUUAUGAGUUUUGGUUGUUUUCAGUAGCGGCUAGCGGAGCGAGGUAUUUGCAAGGCGGUGAAAAGGAAAGGCUAUCACUGACUCCGAGUAUAGCGUACUGGCAUGAGAAGCUGCCCAUGACGCCCAUUCCACAGAGUCUGUGGGAACUUAUCUCACCUGAUGAAGUGAAUGUUGCAAAGGAAGGAGUGAAUUCGAUACGCUUGGUGCAGGAAUUAGAAAGCACUCCCAAAACUGAAAACCCUCCAGACCGUUCUUACGCUGCAGACAGACUCCCUUUCUUUUACCGUUCUUAUGCUGCAGAUAAAUCAGAUGAAUUGCCUUUCUUUUACCGUUCUUAUGCUGCAGAUAAAUCAGAUGAAAUCCCUUUCUUUUACCGUUCUUACGCUGCAGAUAAAACAGAUGAAUUCCCGUUCUUUUACCGUUCUUACGCUGUAGAUAAAUCAGAUGAACUCCCUUUCUUUUACCGUUCUUAUGCUCCAGAGAAAUCAAAUGAAAUGAAAUCGGAUGAAAUCCCUUUCUUUUACCCUUCUUAUACUGCAGAUAAAUCAAAUGAAUUACCUUUCUUUUAUCGUUCUUACGCUGCAGAUGUGCAAAUGCCAACAACGCACUCAUCGCAGAGCGUAUUUCUGCUGGAGAAGGAUUUGGUGAGUGGAACCAAAAAGUAUCUAAGCUAUUCCAACACUCAGAAGAUGCAUUUCCUUCCACGCUCCGUGGCAGAUAAAAUCCCUUUCUCCUCCGACAACCUCUCUGUGGCGUUGAAGGAGCUCAAUAUAGCGCCAGAUUCUGACAUGGGUCUUGCUAUGAAGCAGACCUUAAAAGUAUGCGAAGCUCCUCCGGUGAAGGGCGAAACCAAAUACUGCGCAACAUCGCUGGAGUCCAUGAUUGACUACAUCACUUCGAAGCUGGGAAGCAAUGGCGUAACCGUGCUGGCGACGAAUGUUCCAAAGGGGAAGACAUCAAAAUCUGUGAAGCACCAAUAUUCCAUCACGGGAGUGCAAUACAAGAGCCAAGGAGAGAAGCCAGUGUAUGUCUGCCACACUAUAAAAUAUGCGUACGCAGUGUAUUUUUGCCACGAAUUGCAAGGCACCAAGAUCGCAAGAGUUUCGGUGAAAGGCGAAGAUGGCAGCAUGGUGGAGGCGGCGACCAUCUGUCACACGGACACCAGCGCCUGGAAUCCGAAACACGUGGCAUUCCUGGUGUUGAACGUCAAGCCUGGUGCUGCUUCUGUCUGCCAUUUUAUUCCCGAAAACCACUUUGUGUGGCUGGGAGCCAACUAG
Messenger RNA from Cryptomeria japonica (Japanese cedar), 1398 nucleotides. Its product is annotated as BURP domain protein RD22-like. The record is from RefSeq and is a predicted model, not a curated record. NCBI's taxonomy places the organism in Eukaryota, Viridiplantae, Streptophyta, Pinopsida, Cupressales, Cupressaceae. The coding region runs from base 1 to 1398 and encodes 465 amino acids. The transcript has 3 exons.